This is a messenger RNA of Podarcis muralis (Common wall lizard), 627 nucleotides long. RefSeq names its product RNA polymerase II subunit J (gene POLR2J). Gene Ontology annotation, biological process: transcription by RNA polymerase II. NCBI's taxonomy places the organism in Eukaryota, Metazoa, Chordata, Lepidosauria, Squamata, Lacertidae. Gene Ontology annotation, cellular component: RNA polymerase II, core complex. Gene Ontology annotation, molecular function: DNA binding; protein dimerization activity. The record is from RefSeq and is a predicted model, not a curated record.
CCGGAAGCGGAACUCCAACCCGGAAGUGGUUUUCCCCGUUGCGCCGGGAGCCGAAACAAACGAGCGGGGAGCGAUGAACGCGCCUCCGGCCUUCGAGUCCUUCCUGCUUUUCGAAGGAGAGAAGAAGAUUACAAUAAAUAAGGAUACCAAAGUGCCGAAUGCCUGCCUGUUUACCAUCAACAAGGAAGAUCACACUCUGGGGAAUAUCAUUAAAUCGCAGUUAUUGAAAGACCCUCAGGUGCUGUUUGCAGGGUACAAGGUCCCUCAUCCCCUGGAGCAUAAGAUCAUCAUUCGUGUCCAGACCACCCCUGAUUACAGUCCCCAAGAAGCCUUCACCAACGCCAUCACAGAUCUCAUCAGCGAGCUCUCCCUCCUUGAGGAGAGGUUCCGGGUUGCCAUCAAAGACAAACAAGAAGGAAUUGAAUAAGUACAUGACAUUUUUGCCUACCUGUUGUAAAUGCAUAAUUUAGUUUUUCCUUAUAUAGCAGGCUAAUAGCAAGUGUUUAAUAAUGCCUUUACAUUGCUUUGCAUCCUCCAAGAAAUGUGUGUAUAUGUGUAGUUGGACAUGAGAUCCCAUUGAUUUUUUUUUUUUUUAGCUAAUAAAUUAUACUUAAGUUUUUCAUCCAA